Petromyzon marinus (sea lamprey) is the source of this 1588-nucleotide messenger RNA. RefSeq lists its product as uncharacterized. NCBI's taxonomy places the organism in Eukaryota, Metazoa, Chordata, Hyperoartia, Petromyzontiformes, Petromyzontidae. The record is from RefSeq and is a predicted model, not a curated record.
GCCAAAUCGUUGCGCGUGGCGCUAACGUUUUUUUUUAUAAAUAAAUAAAUACACCGUUUAAAAAUAAAUUUAUGCAAACCAACACACCUGAAGACGACCGAUUCGGAACGGGUAAGUAGUAGGCUGUGUGGUGUGUGAGAGAAGUAGACCUCGCCCAUGUUAAUCAAUGGGACAGGCUUCGUGAGGUAAUACGAGUGGAGGUGGAAUUCGGAACGGGUAAGUAGUAGGCUGUGUGGUGUGAGAGUAGUAGACCUCGCCCAUGUUAAUCAAUAGGACAGGUGGAAUUCGGAACGGGUAAGUUGAUACAAUUAAUAUAUUUUAAUAAUUAUCAUUAAUUUUAAGAAUUAUGAACAUUGUAAUUAUUAAUAUGAAUACCAUUCUUAUUUUAUACUUAUAUGUUAUUAUAUACUAAUAAUUAUAUCUAAAUAUAUUGAUAUUUUAAAUAUUAUUAAUAAAAACAUAUUCCGAUUCCGAUGUUUAAAGCAGUAAAUGAUUAUGAAUAUUAUCAUAAAUAGUAUUAUAAAUUUAUAAUUAUAUAUAACUAUUAUAUAAAAUAUUAAAAUAUAAACAUUAUUAAAAUUAAAUAAGCGUUUUUUGUAUCAUGGGGGAGAGAUGCGUCACGAGGCCACGCCCAUAUGGUUUGACGUCACGCGUCACGUGCAGGAAGAGGGGGCGGGGCUAUUAUAGUGACGGGUCGGAGACGUCACCACACGCGUCUCGCGGCUCACGGUCGAGUCAACCUCGCUCCUUCACUUCCGCUGCAGCUGUUGUUGUUUUUGACGUUGUUCUUGUUGUUGUUAUAAUCAACAACAACGCCGAGGGUUGGAAGAUGAACGGGCAGACUAAGUUCCUCAUCUACCUCUUCGUUGGGGCCAUCGUCAUGGCGGUGGCUGGAGACUGCAUGGUGGUGGUGGAGCAACGUGGCCUGCACCCCAGGGUGAAGAGGGCACGGAAUCGGAUUCAAACCGCGCUCAAGAGAGGCGUGGCGACGUUUAAGAAGAUUUUGCUAAUCGCGGUGCUGUGCGUCGUCAUCUUCAUCAGCCUCACCCUCUUCUACAACUACGGGGGGACUGUGCGUGGAGCCCUGUGGGCCAGCGAGGCCGCCCCCGUGCUGGUCGAGUCCGUGAGGAGCGACCCCCUGGCCUGGGUCAACGCCGCCGACGGCUUCGAGGCGGGGGCCGACGCCAGCGUCCGGGGCCUCGUGCAGGCCGCAGCCGACGCCGUCGGAGACCCCAGGCUCGCGAAGCUGUCGGACAAACUGUACGGCCGCGAUUCUGAGGAUCCGUGGGAAGGCGACGCUGGCUCGGAGGCCUCGCGAUCCUCGGAGCCACGGAUGGAGAUCCUCGUCGGCACUCGCUCGCAGCCACGGCAGAAGAAGCGGAAGAAGAUGGAGCGGGAGGAGGAGGAGGAGGAGAAGCUGGAGGGGAAGGAGAAGCGGAAGAGGAAGGAGAAGCAGGAGAAGCAGAAGAGGAAGGAGAAACAGGAGGAGAAGCAGAAGAGGAAGCAGGGGAAGGAGAAGCGGAAGAGGAAGCAGGAGGAGAAGCAACGUGAGAUGAUGAACAUGCACGAAGAUGAAGACGUCACGUGA